AUGACGGAAUCAGCAAUUGCUGCAACCUCCACAACCCUGCCCGUCCUCCCCGACGACUGCAUCUACGAAGUCUUUCAGCAUCUCUCCGCCAAGGGUACCUUUUAUCUCGCGAAUGCAUCAAAGACCUGCAGGGCAUGGAACAGGCUGUCAGAGAAGAACAGUCUCUGGCAACAACUCUGUCUAGAACGUUGGAGGACCUGGCCACCACCUCCUCCCUUCUCGUCGUAUUAUGAUGAUUACAACCAGCACCAAGGCAUUUAUCGCUCUCUCAACGGAAUGUCGCUCCUCAACAACCACAAUCAGGACGACUACUAUAUCAAUACCCGCAUGGGCUCGUCGACAACAUCUUCGUCCUCCAAAUAUCCGUCCCCACUCGAGAAAUUGCCCGACAUGCAUCAACCAAGUCAAUGGUACUCGACUUCUCACCCACCCUACGAACUUGACAGUUGGAAGGAGGUCUUUCGGGAGCGUCAAGAGAAGGACAAUAUUGUCCGGAUGUUAUUAGACGAGAUGGUGGAGGAUUCUCGGAACCGGAUGCGGCAUAUGGAUGGGAUUGCCGGGAUCGGGAUGGCGCAUGCGAGGGAUGUCCUCGAGAAUAUUAUCCAUGGGCGGAAUGGAGAAGUCAAGGACCUGUCGAGGACUUAUUAUGCGCAAAAGACUCUGAAAAGAUUGCAGAGGGGUUGGGUGCUGGACCAGUGGAGAGGGUAUCGAUCGGGGCAUCAGAGUUUCCCAGUCUGGCAGGGGUGUGGGUUGAUGGCCAUGUUCUCGGAUCAAACCAUGGAGUUGACGGAUUUGGAUCGACAGUUUCAGGAGCUUGCGGAUGAGUUCUUGGCGGUGUCGCCUAUUCAUGGUCGAGGGGCUACAUCAGGAGGAUUAAGCCCUGCUGGUUCUUCGGCGUAUGGGGAGGAUGGAUUGGAUGGACUGGAUUCUCGGUCAGCGACGACAGCGGUACCGCCAGUGUAUGUCAGCAGCAACUACUAUCAUGCAGGGAUCGAUCGAUACAGCCCAGGGUCGUUAAUGGAUACUUCGUCCACCUCGUCGGGCAGAUGGCCAAUGUCACCGGACAGGAUGCAGGAGCGCAUUGACGAAACGAACGAGCGGUAUCAGAGGCAUUACGAUGCCCAACUGGAUCGAUUGAAGGAUCUGAUCCGGUUCUUUACAAUCGAAAAAGGCUUCAAGGGUAACACCGAGAACUACUAUGACCCGUUCAACAGUUUUAUCGAUAAAGUCUUGACGCGCAAGGUCGGCAUCCCCAUCUCGUUGUGCAUUGUCUUUGCGGAGCUGGCAGAGCGCGUUGGUGUUCAUGGAGUCGAGUUGAUGGGCUUUCCUCAGCACUUUCUGCUUCGCCAUCGUCCCCCCGUCCUAGGAGCAGGAGGGCAUCAUGGGUCGCCAUUGUUGGGAGGUCACGAUGGAGCAGGACCUCCGGCGCCACCGACGCACUUUUUGGAUCUCUUUCACCCACCUUAUCGCCUGUUGCCGAUGGACGAGUAUGAGAAUUACUUUGCGAGUUUGAACAUUCCUCGACCUAUGAAUAUCUAUCGAGAUUUGCCUACGCCGCCGCUGGAGAUCUUUUUGAGGUGUCUGAGGAAUAUUAUUUUGGCAGUUGAGCAGACUGGAGGCGCUGGAAGGAUAGGAUCUGACCAUCAGACAAGUCUUUACUCUGGAAUCACGCAGCUGUUGGCGUUGCAUCCCAUUGAAGAAUGGGGUUUGUAUGUACUAUGGUUAAAGUAUCUGGGCAACUUUUGGCCAGAAGAUGUUGGGUUUGUCAGGAUGGCGAUUGAGGACAUGGAGUUGUCGGAUCACCGUCGUAUGGCUGGAAGAAAGACUUCGGCGUCUCCGACUCAACAGCAACACCAGAAGCCGCACCAUACAUAUGUUCGAGGACGAGGUGGUUUACAGGCCGCGGCUGGAUCCGCGAGCCAUUAUACUUCUUCGACACAGGAGACGAUCAAGAUCUUGAGGGCCCAUGUUCGUGAAUUGGAGAUGGCAGAUGAGGCGGGUGAAAAUGUGUCUAGUUCUUCCAUGAACUCUGGAGUGCCAUCGGAGGAGGACGAGAAUGGUGUUCGGCCGCCUAUGCGAGUCGCGUCUAUGUUUGGAGGGGAAGAGCGACGACGACCAGAGCCCGAGUAUUAUGUUGGAGAGGUGUUUCGGCAUCUCAUUUAUCGCUAUACUGGCGUCAUUUACGGCUACGACCUCAAAUGCGAGGCUGAAGAAGGAUGGAUUCGGUCGAUGGCAAUUGACCUGUUGCCACACGGACGCCACCAACCGUUUUACAAUGCAUUGUUGAGUGAUGGGUCGAAGCGUUAUGUUGCGCAGGAGAAUAUUCAGGUCCUUUUCCGAGAGUACAGGCAAGGCGGUGGCGGAGGUGCGGAUGCAGGGUCGUCGUCGCUUGCGGAUGGAUCAGCUGCGGAUCAAAUUCCUUUGGACUUGGCGGCUAUGCUCACGGCUGCCGGUGCCACGGUUGUAUCUGUUCCUGCCGAUGGAGGCAACAUCGAUGCUUCUGCAACUGCAGCUGGCUCUGAUCUAAAUGUUGCUGUUGCCGAAGGGUCGGACUCGGGAUCUUCGGACACCCCUCAGGCACCAGCCACGGCCGAGGACACGACGGGCGCAGUGAAUUCUGACGCCGCGGUGGUCGAUCCAGAUACAAGCACAGCAUCAGAACCAGCACCUGCAUCAACCACACCGGCGCCACUGCCAUCAGCUGGCACAGCUUCAGGAACAGCCACACCAGCAGCACCAGCAGUAACGCCAGGAGGAACGCCAUCAGUGCUGUCGAAUAUGACGUUCACGGUCUACAAUGUCGAGUUUUCCGAGCUGGGUCCGUUGGACAUUGAGGCUGUAGGGCAGUACUUUGAGGCAUGGGAUAACAAGCAUGGCCACUAUGUCAUGAACAAGGAGCUCCGUAAAGUCUAUCCCACAGAGGACUACCUCUAA
Linnemannia hyalina is the source of this 2934-nucleotide messenger RNA. Lineage: Eukaryota; Fungi; Mortierellomycota; Mortierellomycetes; Mortierellales; Mortierellaceae. The record is from the annotation of a GenBank genome assembly.